GCACUCUUACAGUACGUGACUGUCCUUUAAAGAGAAUAUUCUGUCACCUGUCGAGCCAUCUAGUAUCACGAGACGAUGUCAACUCCAGCCUAGCUAACAGGCUCCCAAACCAAUAGCGACAGCUGCCCAAAGAGUUGUCAUGAAUGCCAAAAUUCGUAUUUAGGGGAAAGUGGACAGUUCGGGAAUCAUGUAGUGCGCCUAUUUUAAAAGCUGAAUGAGUUAUGUUCCUUCGGGUGCAAAAACUAAAACCCGACGAACGAGCUGUGGGUAGCCUAGUUACUGCGACUAAUUACAGUUUGUGUCAAGUUUUGUCGCGCUCCAGAGUGGUACCGAUCAGUUAGUUAUGGAAGAAGUUAUCAAUUCUGGUACAUGUCCUGAAUUAAAAGAUUUGGAAACAAAACUUGGCAUGAGAACACCGGAGAGUUUGUUGAGAUCCAUGAGAGAGGAUUACUCAAGGGAUGAACGCGCCCGGGAUACUGAUGAGAGUCUGGCUAUGAUUCUUCCUGAGGGACUUUUUGAAAAAAUAAAAGCCCUAAAACUUCAGAUGGGACAGCUGCGAUCGGCAGACGUGAGAAUUCUACGCCAGUUGUUGUCGCUGCAUGAGAGCAUGGAGAUGCUCCGAUGGCUACAGGGUGACCGGAGCACUCUCACCAGUCUAACGAGUAGCCUGACAGGCAGCCAGUCCAGUCUGGGUGAGGUGGCUAAUAUGACCCACGGGCCAGGUGGUGAGUCCCCCAGCUGUUGCCCAAGUACACCACCUGGAAUAGCACACACACCAUGUCCCUCGCCAUCUGGAGCCACACAGUGCUCCACAUCAUUUGAAGAUUCCAGUGAAAUAUCUGAUCAAGCUUGGUCUACAGUGUCCAGGCCUACCGCUAUAAAGGCUUUAUCACAUGAAGAUGGCCCUGCAGAUCUCACUGGGCAAACUGCUGUGCUUGAGAGGCCAAACAAGAUCGAUUCUAGCAAAGAUCUACCCAAAAGUGAUGAGUCACCUCAAUGUAGUGGGCUGCCACACAGCAAAGUGGUGAAGGGUGAAGUGAUGAACCACAAUGAGGGAAGUGUUCAACAUGCACAGGAGGAACCAGAGCUCUCCUUAGGUCAGAGUGAAGCCCUGCUGGGCUACGAUACUCACUGGUGCUGGGUGGAGUCAAAGGACGAUGUGACUUUCCAUUGAUAGCCUUCUCUUUUUUUUAACUGUAUUUGACUCAUUGAUGAAAAUGUAACAUUAGUUGCAAAUGAGUUGCUUUAGGAUACUUUAGGCUAUAUAAUGAUUAUGCAGAUAGUUAUGUUUGUACUUUUGUUGGUUUACGGUAAAACUGUAAUUUAGUCGAGUAGUUUGUCAUAAGCCAUUCCACACCGCAUUCUUUAUAUUUCUUGUACCAUGCAGAAUUUCUCCAUAGUUGCUUGCCUUACAGAAAGUUUAGAUGUUUCAGUCUCUGAAUUUCUUCUCAAUUUCUACAGACAUUGAAUAUUAUUGUCAAAGGAGUGCCUGGCCAGUUUGUCCAUUGUAAUGGUUGUUGUGGACUGCUGGUCAUAUGAUGUCCAAGGCUUGUGAUUUGUCUGUUUGAAUCACAUGGGUUGACAACAGCUCCCCCACUCAGCAAAAACGGCUCUUCAACUCCAAAAAUCACCAACAUGUCAAGUUGUCAUUCCACAGCUCCGGUCAGUUCAUAAACUGCUAUACAGGA
Clupea harengus (Atlantic herring) is the source of this 1688-nucleotide messenger RNA. RefSeq lists its product as uncharacterized. Gene Ontology annotation, biological process: positive regulation of canonical NF-kappaB signal transduction. The record is from RefSeq and is a predicted model, not a curated record. NCBI's taxonomy places the organism in Eukaryota, Metazoa, Chordata, Actinopteri, Clupeiformes, Clupeidae.